This is a messenger RNA of Salpingoeca rosetta, 2711 nucleotides long. RefSeq lists its product as uncharacterized. The transcript has a single exon. The record is from RefSeq and is a predicted model, not a curated record. The coding region runs from base 11 to 2281 and encodes 756 amino acids. Lineage: Eukaryota; Choanoflagellata; Craspedida; Salpingoecidae.
GAGGAGAACAAUGGAUGAUGACGACAUGACGAGCAGCAGCACACGCAUGGACGAUGUUGCGGCGGCGUUGUGGGGAUGGGAGAACAGACAACAGCACGCACAGCAAGAUGCACAACAGGACAUACAACACCACACACAACAGCAUGCACCCAACUCCACAACAACAACAGCAGCAGCAACAGCAACCACAGCGACUGCGGCAGAGGAGUGGCAGGCGAUGCUUUGGGAUGCAAUUGCAGAAGGGCUGUUGGCACGCAUCCUGGUGUUCAACCUCGUGCGGUUCUUCUCGCUCUGCACGGCCGGUGGCCUUGUCUAUGGCGCCGCGUACAUCCUUCUGCUUGCCUUGACGACACCUGUCGGCUGGCUUGUCGUCGCAGCCUCAGCAACGCUGCACGCGACACGUUCAUCCGUGCGCAUCGGCGACAUGCUCAUGGCUACCGCGUCGCAGUGUGUGCACCGGCUGCCGUGGGCUAUCGUUGUCGCGCUUCUGGCGUUCGAGGCUGGCCUGCUCCAGUGCCAGCGCUUUAUUGUCACCCGCAUCCCAGAGCACGUGCGCGCCCGACUCUCUAUCGCAGCCAAGCGCCACGCCAUCAAGCCACUUGUGUCUGCGUUGCGUCGCGUCGCCGCCUCGCUUUCACUUGCUGCAGCCACCCUCGCACGCCCACACCACGAGCACGCGUGCAAAGGCCACCAACACAAACAGCAAGCAGAGGAAAAGCAAGACGCCAACAAAGAGCAUGCAGCACAAGCUGCUCACGAAGCACAAUCCAACGAAGGAGAAGAAGGCAUGCGCAACCAAGCCCACCCUCGUAACCACGAUCACAACCAGAACGACCAGCAGGACCACCGCCAACAGCAGCAGCAGCAGCAGCAGCAGCAGCAGCGACAAGACAGCCACGUGACGCUGGAGACGCUGCCAUAUGACGUGUGGAACAGUCACCUUCGGCAUCAACUUGAUGCCCUCUCCCUUGUCCGGCUCAGCAGCACGAGCAGAUCCCUCUAUCACUCCGUGCACGCGCUGCCGCUCACGUGGGACGGGCGGGUUGCGUCGCUCGUGCUGCUGGACACCAGCACGCCGCACUGGGAGGCCGCCCUGAACAGCUGGUACAACACCCUGCCCAUCACCCUGCCGCUGACCGUUGACAUUGACAUCCACCCGCCACUGGACGUGUGCCGGCGAGCGUUCGCCGUUCGCACCCUGGGUGACCCAGCCCACACCACGCGCGUGCUCAACGCCCUCCGCUCCAUCCAGCCGAGAAUGGCCGUGUUCACAGACUGGCUCAUCACCGACACCACGCUGCAAGGCAUCGGCUGCCAGCAUCUUGCGCUCAUGGCGUGUCGUACACCGGCUGGCUUUACCCUGGACGCCACCUCGAUGCCACAACACCUGCAGUCGCUCACCGUCUUUGAUCUCGGCGAGCCACCCCAUCUCAGCAUCAACACGCGCGGGCUGGACAGAAUACGGACGCUGGAGCUGCGAGGCGCGUUCACGCUGUGGCCGUCGUCGUUUGGCUGCAGCAACAGGCGCGUUCGCCUCUUCUCCACGGCCAACACGGACGUGCGCCACCUCGCGCGCGCAGAGCACGUUACCCUCGUCCACACACGCGGCCUUACCCACCUCGACGGCCUGCACAGCGUGCGACACCUGACACUCGCGCACCCGCACUGGGCGUCUGGGCACGAGCCGUUCCCGCUGCUGCCGCACCUCAACACCGUGUUCAUCAAGGCCGUGUCAACACGCGUGCUGCCGUCCUUCGCCCCGCUCGCACAUGUCACCACCGUCAGCAUCCAUGAGUCGAGUGUGCGGGACGUCUCUCCCCUAGCCUCCGCAUCAAACGUCACACUGGUGCAGUGCCACGCUGUGGACGACCUGAGCCCGCUCAAGCGCGUGCACACGCUCGUCGUCAACCAGUGCAACUGCGCGCGCGGUGUUGCUGCUCUCACCCACGUCACCAGCCUCUCCCUGUGCCGUGUUCCCGUAGGGGCAGAGGUGAGCAGAUUGCGCUCCACACACCUCCGCUCGCUCUCCUUGGAGGAGCUGGAUGGCGUGCGGCAUAUUGGGCCGUUCCCAAACCUCCACUACUUGCACGUGCGCGCCUGCCACACGCUAUCACGCCUUUCCAUCAACACAUCGCUCCGCACCCUUCGUGUCGAGGACUGCAACGCGUUGUGGAACCUGCUUGCCGCAGCGUGCGUGCCCAGCGUGACUGUGGCGGAUGUGGACGCACUCGUACCUGGGCCGUUUGGGCGCCGGCUGCUCCACACCUGGCGAGGGCAGUGAGCAUGUGUGUGAGAGGGAGGGGGUGGGGAAAGGAAGUGAACGUUGGGGAGGGAGAGGGAAGAGAAGAAGUGGUGGAGAACUUCACAUAAUGGAUGGUGGCGGUGACGAUAGCAGUUGCAAGCAAGGGAAGAAGGAGAACGAGAACGAAACACUUUCUGGUGGCGACAAUGUGUGGUGUGCAGUGGUCAUGAGAGUGCACUGCGUGUUAGCAGGCUGCUGUGCUGGGGAAUCGAGGGGUUAAGCUAUGGUGUGAUUCGAUUGACAGCCUUGCAUUUUGAGGAGGAUAUGGUUCAUUGGGGCUUGGUUGGACGGGUUGAAAGAAGACUGUUGGGAUGGGGGUGGGGAGAAGAUACGAAAGCGUGACACACAACACACAUAGACGCACAACACAGGCCAUUGUUGUACGCGAAGACAAGCAAUGUAACAACAG